AUGGAGUUUUUAAAACCAUACAUGAAAAACAGACUCACUGCUGGAUGCCCCAGCACCUCAGCUCCUGAUGACAGCCAGGUAGAAGAAGAAGAUGUACUCUCUGCUGAUCCACCAAGUGUUCAAUCAAAUUUUGAAACAGAUCAAUCCAUGGAUACACCCACUUCAAAAAAAGCGAAAAAAUCUGGUGAUCCUCUAUUGAGAAAAUACAUCGAAGAUGGUGAGAAAAGAGCUAAGAGUCGGGAAGAAUUACGUCAAAAACUAAUAGCUCAAUCUCAGCAAGAAGCAGUGUUACAAAAUGAUGCUCUACAUCUUUUUUUUAUGUCAAUGUACAAUGUAACAAAAAAUCUUCCUACCAAAUUUCAAAGGCAAGUCAGAAGAAAAGUUUUUGAUGUCGUCUCACAAGCAGAAGAUGAUGCUGAGCAAGAGAUAGAGAAUCAGAGAAUUCAUUCAUCAACCUCCAGUACUAGUGGACUAUCUGUGGUGACACAACAAUACCCUGAAUUCUUUACUCUACAUCAGAAUCCAUCAUUGAUUCGUCCUGUAGAAGCAAAUGAAGAGGAUCUAGAAACAAACAUUGGGGAAGAAGAAGAUAAUUUACCAAGAGCAUUCCUUGCUUUAUGUGAUUAUAUACUUAAAUUGUGA
This is a messenger RNA of Acanthoscelides obtectus, 642 nucleotides long. NCBI's taxonomy places the organism in Eukaryota, Metazoa, Arthropoda, Insecta, Coleoptera, Chrysomelidae. The record is from the annotation of a GenBank genome assembly.